Molecule: messenger RNA, 354 nt
Organism: Cooperia oncophora
Lineage: Eukaryota; Metazoa; Nematoda; Chromadorea; Rhabditida; Trichostrongylidae
Source: the annotation of a GenBank genome assembly
AUGAGUUUUUUGUAUUUUCAGGAUAUUGCUCGAGAUCCUACAGUGAAGGACGUAGCUCCUUUCGAAGAGCAGUGUUGGAAGGUAGCUAAUGACUCAUUGCGCAGUGAUUGUUCCUUACUUUAUCCUCCUCACAUUAUCGCCAUUGCCUCCAUCAUUGUAGGAGCUGAGUUGAUGAAUCGCGAAAAGGACAUAAAGAUGUGGCUACCAGAGUUGUCUGUUGACUUCGAGAAAGUAUACGACUGCGUCAAUACGAUAUUCGCUAUGUACAAAACCUGGAAAACUUUCGACGAAAAAGAGCAUGUGAAGCCGCUCUUUGACAAAUUGCCGAAGAUUAAUCCUGGACCGUCGUUUUGA